This is a messenger RNA of Nicrophorus vespilloides, 1372 nucleotides long. RefSeq names its product serine--pyruvate aminotransferase-like. The coding region runs from base 86 to 1243 and encodes 385 amino acids. Gene Ontology annotation, molecular function: L-alanine:glyoxylate transaminase activity; L-serine:pyruvate transaminase activity. The record is from RefSeq and is a predicted model, not a curated record. Lineage: Eukaryota; Metazoa; Arthropoda; Insecta; Coleoptera; Silphidae. The transcript has 7 exons. Gene Ontology annotation, cellular component: peroxisome.
AGUCCAGUCGAAAGGUUAGUCACUAUAAUCCGUCGUCUGAGGAGUAUCUCGUCUCUAGAAUCAAUAGUGAACAAAACUAGAAGCCAUGGAUUUAACUCCUUUUAAUCUAACUAAUACGAUCCUUUUGGGCGCGGGGCCGAUCAAUUGUUCGGAGCGCGUCUUAAGGGCUUUGUCCAUGCAAACCAUGGGACCCGUAGACAAGGCAGCAAUCGAGCUGAUGGAUGAAACGAAGGAGAUGCUGAAGAAGGUUUUCCACACGACGAACCGUUUAACCUUUCCGCAACAAACGUCCGGUUCCGGAGGUUUGGAGACUGUUGUUUCGAACAUCCUCGAACCGGGAGAUAAAUUGAUAGUCGCCAUCGGCGGUGUCUGGGGAGAAAGAACAGCAGACAUCGCUGAAAUCUACAAGGCAGAGGUCGUGAGGUUAAGGAAGGAGACGGGUGAAGUGUAUAGUCUGGACGAGUUGGAGAAAGAAAUAGCCAAGCACCGCCCGAAAUUGUUGUUUAUUACGCACGGAGAGUCUUCGACCGGAGUUUUACAACCUUUGGAAGGUCUGGCCGAUAUCUGUCACAAGUACAAUUGCUUAUUAGCUGUCGAUGCUAUCAUUACAUUAUGUAGUGACCCAUUGUACGUGGAUCAUUGGAAAUUGGACAUUGUUGUUGGUGGAACCCAAAAAGCAGUCGGUGCACCGCCAGGAUUCGCACUGUUAACCUUCAGUCCAAGAGCCGAGAAAGUUAUUUUGGAAAGGAAAACCCCAGUACCGUUUUAUUUCAACGUCAAAGGAAUUGCUAAUUAUUGGAACUGUUUGGAUGGACAAAGACAUUAUUAUUAUACGUAUUCUACGAAUAUGAUUGCUGCGCUGAGGGAGGCUUUGGCUGAAAAACUGGAGGAAGGAAUGGAGAAUGUGUGGAAUCGUCACAGAACUGUAUCGACGCAUCUUUGGAAAAGAAUGGAAUCUAUCGGUUUGAAGUUGUUUAUUCAGAAGGAGAAAAACAGGUUGCACAGCAUCAACACCUACGUUCUACCCGAUGGCAUUGAAUGGACGGUCCUCCUGGAUCACGUCUACGAAAAAUACAACAUCAGCUUGAGUUUCGGUAUAGGACCAACGGCGAAUCGUGCUAUCCGCGUCGGUCUCAUGGGAGUCAAUUCCCGGAUGGCAAUGGUCGAUCACAUCGUUAAAGUUCUCGAGGAAAGCAUAGCCCAUUGCCGCUCGAACGGUCGAGGCAACGUCAAGAAUCAGUAAUUGAUCACAAAGUUGUUAGUUUUUCCAUCCCCAACGGAAAGCAAAUUACUUUAGUUCUUAUCCAGUUAGAAUAUUCCUGUGGUAAUUGUCAUCUUCCUGGAAAGAAUAAAUCAUCUUUCGUUGUUUUAA